Molecule: messenger RNA, 1257 nt
Organism: Fraxinus pennsylvanica
Lineage: Eukaryota; Viridiplantae; Streptophyta; Magnoliopsida; Lamiales; Oleaceae
Source: the annotation of a GenBank genome assembly
AUGGAGUCUGCAAAUAUUCAUCGACCAAAAAAACAUCAUCCUCAAGAUCAUCAUCAACUUGUUGGCUCUUCUUCUUUAGCUGCUUCUUCUUGCUAUGAAGUUGCAAGCGCUCAUUCUUGGACCCCUACCACCAUUUUAAACUCAGAUAUCAUCAGUUCAUACCCUAAUGGAGGCAUUAUAAAUACAACGCAGGCGCAGCAAAACCAGAAUUCACUCUCUUCCUGGAAUAUUUCCAUGACUCCAGAAAUGGGAUUAUUUCAUUGGGCUAAUCCUACAGGAAAUUUACAAUCUGGUAGAAUUAAGGAAGAAUUUUCAGAUAAUUUUAACCCUAAAUUCACAGGGAUUUUAAACAGCCAAUCAUCAAGUAUUGAAGAUUUUUGUGUGAAUCCUUCAAGCCACGGCAAGAAUAAUGAGCUAAGAGAUUUUCCAUUUAACGAUCUCAGCGCAAAGCUUCUGCUUAGAACAUUUUAUUCUGGAAAUCUUGUGAGUGGGCAGAAUAUUUCUCCACAAAAUUUGUACUCCAACUCUUUAAGCACAGGAAUUAAUGGAUCAACACAGAGUGGAAGGGGUUCCAGUCAGAUAUUUCCCAGCAUAAAUGUUUCCAAUUUUAAUCUGCAGUCGGCGCAAUUAGAAAAUUCAGCCAAUAUGGACAUGAACUUGCAGGCACUAGAUCUCCUUACAGAUUCAAAAUUUCAUGGAAAUUUUAUGAGCUCAAAUUCGCAGAACGGAUUAGACCUUUGCAAAGAAGGUCUUUGUUAUGGCCUUGAUUAUAUGCAGCAAUCAAGCCAACUGCCAGUGAAUUGCUCUAAUAAGAUAUCAACCUUAAGCAAUGGAGUUGCAGAAGCAAAACGAAGCAGCAGUAUAUUGGAGCCAAAGGCACCCAAAAAAUCGCGUAUAGAACCACGCGCUUCUUGCCCACCAUUUAAGGUUAGAAAAGAGAAAUUGGGAGAUAGAAUUGCUGCCCUUCAGCAGUUAGUAGCACCUUUUGGAAAGACAGACACAGCAUCCGUACUUAUGGAGGCCAUUGGUUAUAUCAAAUUCCUUCAAACCCAAGUCGAGACUUUGAGUGUCCCUUACAUGAAGUCAUCGAGGAACAAGACUGGCGGAGCAAUGAAAGGGGUUUCCACUGACGAUGAAAACAAUGAACCGAAGCGAGAUCUUAGAAGUCGAGGGCUGUGUUUGGUGCCCUCGUCGUCCUUAUCAUAUGUAACCGACGGUGGUGGUGCAGCUGUUUGGCCACAGCCUCAAUUUAACUGA